UGAUCAAGAAAUUUUCGCCUCAAUCACCGCCAUCUUGGAUUGUUGAAGAGAUCAACACCCCUUUUUCCGAUAGGUGUCAGAAUAUUGUCCAGAAGUCUGGGCCCUUAUUUCUGGGCCUGGUAAAACAAUCUGAUAAUUUAUUUACAAUUUUGUCAAAAUGUCGGGCCAAAGUAUUAUGGACCGCUUUCAAGCGGCUAAAUUUAGUGUCGCCGGUCAAGGAUUGGCGAAAACGGUUUGCAAGGCCACCACCGAAGAAAUAAUUGGACCGAAGAAAAAACAUCUUGAUUAUUUAUUACAGUGCACAAAUGAACCGAAUGUGUCAAUUCCACAACUUGCUAAUCUCCUUAUUGAAAGAACUCAACAUCCAAGUUGGGUGGUUGUCUUUAAAUCACUCAUCAGUAUACAUAACUUGAUGAACUAUGGAAAUGAGAGAUUUACACAGUAUUUAGCCUCCAACAACUGUACAUUUAAUCUCAACACUUUUAUUGACAAGACUGGCUCGUCCUUUGACAUGUCUACAGCUAUCAGGAGAUACUCAAAAUAUUUAAAUCAGAAAGCCUUUUCCUACCGACAGAUGGCAUUUGAUUUCUGUAAAGUGAAGCGAGGAAAAGAUGAUGGUUUAUUACGAACGAUGAACACAGAUAAAUUAUUAAAAUCACUACCCGUAUUACAGCAACAAAUUGACGCACUGAUAGAAUUUGACACUUCUCCGAAUGAACUGACCAAUGGUGUGAUGAAUGCAGCUUUCUUAUUACUAUUUAAAGAUCUUAUUCGAUUAUUUGCAUGUUACAAUGAUGGAAUUAUUAAUUUACUUGAAAAAUAUUUUGACAUGAACAAAAAACAAUGUAAAGAAGGUUUAGAAAUUUAUAAAAGAUUCCUGGUGAGAAUGGAUAAAGUCUCAGAAUUCCUUAGAGUGGCAGAAAAUGUUGGUAUAGAUAAAGGUGAUAUACCUGAUUUAGCCAAGGGAUUGGAUGAACGAAAAAAUGGAGCACCUGCUAGUUUAUUGGACGCUUUAGAACAACAUUUGGCUCAGUUAGAAGGAAAGAAAGCUGGAUCACCCCCUGCUACAAAUGCCAUGCCAGCUGGUUUUUCGACAGCAUUAAAUACCAUAUCUAGUAACAGUACCGUUAAAGUAAGUGAUGAAGAAAAGAGACGAAUAUUAGAGGAAGAAAAUAACAGAUUACAACAACUCAAGGAACAGAGGGUACAAGAGUUAACAAGUUCCCCAGGUUCCACUGGAGUCACAUCAACACCUCCACAAAGUAACCCUUUCUCCUCUCCAGCUUCUCAGAAAUCUGGUAGUAUUGAUCUAUUUGGACCCAACUCACCAACAUCAGGCAUGCCUCCAGCAUCAGCUGGUGGUGCUGCUAGACCAAGCGAUGAUCUCCUCAAUAUGACCAGCAAUCCUUUUAUGGAGAGUGUGCAAAACGUGAUGGCAACAGCUUACUCAAAUAAUAACCCGUUCGGUGGAACAGCAGGUGCGCCAAUGGGUUCACCAGCGAAUAGUUGGGCUACUAAUGGUAACACAAACCCUCCUGCUCAAUCCAACUUCACGACUGAUGCAGAUUUUGCUAAAGCUUUUAAUAGCACAUCAACAGCUUCCUCAGCUGUUCUUGGUGUUACUAUGACAACAACUACUAUGGGACCAGCUGGUCCAACCUCUACACCUGCCCCACCAGGUUUUGACGCAUUCGGUGAAGUGUUACAACCGCUAUCAAACAAUACACCUCAGAGUCAACAGAAAUCAGCUCCUAGUUUAACAACUGACCUUGAUGCUAGUUUAGUACAAUUGGCUGGUAAUCUUAAUAUAAAAGGCAACAGUACGAGUCAGAUAAAAAAAACAGACCAUCAAUGGCAACCUAAGGGUGAACAGAAAUUAACAGGAGGAACAAAUUUUUCACCUAGACCUACAUCAGUUGGUACAACAUGGAAUCCACAGUUCCAACAACAACAACAACAGCAACAACCUAUGAUGGGAGCACCAGGUGUCCCAAUGGGUGCACCAAGAAUGGGUUAUGGAGCUCCAGGUAUGCCAAUGGGCCAACAACCUAUGAUGGGUAUACAGCCAAUGGGUAUGCAACAAAUGGGUAUGACAGGUGGUAUGGGAAUGCAGACAGGAUAUGGAAUGCAGCAACCAAUGGGAUUCCAACAACCAAGACCUCCAACAAGUCAAUCUAAUAUGAAUGAUCCAUUUGGAGCUUUGUGAAAAUGUGUAUAUAGAAUGUUUGUCUGAUAGCAAGACAGUCUGCUGAAUAUAAGCAGAUAGAGUACAACACAUACUGAAUCCUAUUAAACUGAUUGGUUUAAUAUUCACCAAUCAUUAGGUUUUAAUUGUGGAGUAGCAUUAUUAUUAUUAAUGAUGUUCAUAUUCAAGAUGCAAUUUAUUAAUUAUUAAGUCACUUGUUAAUUGUAUAUUGCAAAUGCACAUAUUGUAAUAACAGAUCUUAUAGAAGUAUCAUUGGUUUUCAAUUCAUUGAUGUAACCGUGACGAUGUUAUGUACUCUUAUCAAUGAAUUUAAAAACUAGUUUACAUAUGAUUAUUUCCAUGGCGAUAUUGCAUACACUCAUUCUUUCUCAAAUUAUUAAAAUAUAUAUUCAAAAUUAAAUUGGUUGCUAAUGUUACAGACAGUGGUUUCAAAAUCUCUAUGACAACUGGAGUGAAUGUCAUAAUUAAUAAUAGUUGUCAUGGCUACAGCGAUUAUAUGUAAACUGUAUAUAUGACUAUAAGUAGAGAAUGUUUGAUGUGCAAUGUGGUGAUUGAAGGUCUUAGUCUUUGUAUAUUAUAAAUAGUUAUAUAAACUUGUACUUACUGUAUUAUUAUUAAUAUUACUGUUAGAUAGCUUUUUUUUCCUUAGUUACUGGGUUAUCCCCCUUGAUUAAAACUAAUUUUGAAGAAUGGAAACCUUCAAAUUUGAUAUACCAGAAUAACAAAUGUAUGGUAUGAUUGAUCUCCUAAUUCUUAAUAUUUACCUGUGGAAGAAGAUUGUCAUCAGAUAAAAUACGGGAGAUAACUAACAUGUUAAAAAGGGAGAUAAUCCUGAUAUAAGGAUAGAUAUGGAGAAAUAAUAUAUAUAUAAUAUAGAUAAAUAUACAUAGUUAUAUUCAAUUAGGUUGUUGGAAAAUUACAGUAGAAAUUAGAAGUGAUUUACAAAAUUUAUCCCAUUUUAUUGUAUUCUCGUUGAAUAAUGUUUAUUGUACUCAUUUUAUCAUUCUAAGUCUGUUAUUUUAGUGUUAUUAUCAACAGUUUUUCUUGAUGAUCAGUUCGUACAGCUGUAACUUUUUAUUUAUUUUAAGAUUUACAAUGAAAAUUUCCCUAUGCAACGUAUGGAUUAUUAAGUGUGUAUCAUGAAUUUUUCAGGUGUAUGUAAAAAUGAGCCCCCAGAUAUGACUUACUAUAUACACUCUAUUUCAUUAGUUCUACAUCAACAUCACUUCAUUCAUCUUCUGUAAUACGGAACUGAGUUGUCUUAAUAGAUGUUUUCAGAAAUACAUUGGGAAAUACAGCUUUAAACAUUUCAAAAAAUGAAAGAGAACUCAAGCUAAAGUUCAGUAAAGCAUAAAUAUUUUGAUACCAUAUCAGAACAUGUAUUAGUUUUUAUGUUUCCUGACAAAUUUGAAUCCAAGAAAUUUAUUACGUUGAACAGGGGAAUAAAAGGAUUAAGUACUAAUUUCAUGUCUGUGAUGGUGAAGCCAUAUCAACACAAUGGAAUACAAGUAAUGUAGCAGUGUAAAGAAGCAAGAGAAUUGAUUGAGACCAAAGAAAGAUGUCUUGCUCCUUUUUUCAGUUCUACAUAAUUUGGAUUUCAUAGUGCAAAUAAAAUGAUUUUAGAUAACCAUAUUUAAUGUUUUCUUUGGAUUUAUUAAUGAACUCGAGGCAGGCCUGGAGGAAAUCCAUUUAUCAUUUAUUACUGGUUCAUAAAAUAUUUAUAUUGCGAACAUUCCAAAUUUCACUACAAUACUAAUACAUACAUAAUUGAUAAAGUUCAGAUGCAACUUAUAGACAAUGCAUACUUCUAGCAAAUACUUCAAAUUUAAUUUGUAUAAAUCAAAUUUUUUCAAUACAUACUUCUAGCAAAUACUUUAAGUUUAAUUUGUAUAAAUCAAAUGUUUUUUAAUCAAUAAAUACAAACUAUGUAGCCCAGUGGCAUGUAUUCAGGAAUUUGAGUAGUGGGGUAUCCAAGGUGGGGACAGCAUGAAGUUUGGCAUAUUAUAAGGUCUAAGGAAUUAUCUGAGAAUUUGAUCAAAUCAGAAGCUCUGGGACAAUAUUUCUGCUCAUUUAGUUGCAUACAAGUAUAGGGUUAGAGAGGAGUGAGGCCAAAAAGGCAGCAAUGCUUCGACAUUGUUUUGAUGAAUGUAAGAGGAAAAACAAACAUGUUCUGCGCUUGCAGAGGGGUGCCCAGAACCCCCUCUGGACACGUGCCAGUAGUCAGGUCCUCAACUUUCAGUUGAAUCUUUGUUUAAAAAAAAACAUAGUGUAAAAUAUAACUAGAUGUAUUAUUUAUUAUCUCAAUAUGUCUACGGACCUGAAAACAAAUGGAAGUGUAAAGCACUUCUGUUAAGGCCAUACAAAAAAAUAUUCUGGUUCUCAGACAAUCCUCCCAAAAAAUCUGAUGUGGAAGGGAGGAUUUUGUGUGUCAAAGCAUCACCACAGAGCUAAGUAGCCUCUCAUAAACAUCACAUUUCAAGGCACUACUCAUGUUUUUUAAUUAUAGGAAUUAUGAUUAUCCAGUAUCAUUUAUGAUUGUCAAUAACAUUGAACAAGGUUGUGUACUUGAUAAUUGACCCUACAAUACAUUUCCUUAUUCAUUCAUUAAUUUACGAGACCGUUUUUAUUUUUUGAAAUAAGAACAGGUCAUGUGGCAUUCUUUUAGUGGGGCAGGAGUAUCGGAGAAACAGAAUAUUCUUUUGACAUGACCAAUCUAUAGUGCACCACAGGCUUGAUAUUCCAGUCAAAUUAAACAGCUAGAAGUACAAUUGUAAUAGUCACUUAUUUCCAGGGUUGUACAAUUACUUUUAUCUUUCUUUGUUGAAUAUUUUGUUUAUAUUAUGAAAUCAAAUUUAUUAGACAAUUGUAAGAUUAUUGUACAUAUAUGAAUUCCUGUCAUAAUUGCAUGAUGGUCUAUUGUUUCUGUGAAUUGUUGAUAGCACUUUAGUACAAAUCAAAAGAGAUGUUAAAUAUAUAGUAUAUACAAGUCUGGGAAUAAUGAUUCUAGUUGUAACGAACUACUACCCGACAUAUUUUAACUUUGUGCCAGGUAUCAAUGAAAAGCAAAGAAAAAAGACAAGACAGUGUCAGACAAAUUGACAAGCAUCGGAGGAAUUAUUACCAACAAAACCUGAAUUUGUCCCUGACAUUGUCUGUGAAAGGUGCUUUAUUUCCAGGCUUGUUUAUAUAGAUUUUACCUGUAAUUCAUAUAUAGAAAUGUAUAUCUUGGCAAAUAUCACCUACUAACAUUGUGAUUUGCAUGCUAAUAUGGAGGAUUACGAAAGGUGUAGGUCUGUUGAAUUUCGGCUUUAAAUUCUGUACAAUUGUAUUUUGAGAAAACUGCUAAACCUUUGCUUAUUACACUUACAGCCAGCACUUGCAUGAAAGACCUGUGACAUAUCAAAUUUUAAUAUUUUUUUUCUUUGAUACAGGUUCAUCUGAAAUCGUCUGUGUUAAAUAUAAAUCAUGCAGUAUAUGCGGUCAGUGAUAUUUGAACAAGAAUUUAAAUGUUCAUAGAUGUGAGCAUAAAUUAACUAAGUAACCACUGUGUACCUUUGAUUCUAGAUAUCAUUGCACGAAUAAUAAUGAAUGCCAAUCUGUAAAUUGCGAAAGAGGUGCAGAAUUAUUUGUAUAUUGGAUUUAGCUGUAAAUGGUAUUUAUAUGAUGUGCUUAGUGAUAUAUUCAUGUCAUUGUCAGCUUCAAACUGUACAAAUAUGAGAAGAUAUCGGUAGUACUAGUACGUACUUGUAUUCAGUCAAUCUUAAAUAAAUUAGCAAUGGUAGUCAUUCGUUAGAUUAUAUGUGCCAUAGAAUGAAAUGAAUCAAAGUAUAUAUAUAUAUAUCUGAACAAUAGUGUUUAAAUAUUUGUUAAUUAAUAAGUUCUAGAUUAAAAGAUCUUACUUAGGUAUGAAUAUUCAUUAAAUGCACCUAGUUUAAAGCAUAUGUACAGUAUAUUAUUAUAAAAUUAAGAGGUUAUUCAUAAUUGUCAUUUUAUAGAGAAUUUCACUUUCAAAUUAUCUGUAGUCCUUAUGUACCAUAUUUGUGUCAGCAUAUUUAAUGUACUUUUGUAUAGAUAGGUCAUAGGUCACUAGGCAUAUGUUCAGUAUUAGUCCAAAAUAAUUCAAAAUAAAAUGGGCUUCUGUGAUUGGCUAAGUUAUUCUGUAGCCUGCUGAUGUCACGUCUGAUGUAGCAGAUAAAUAUCACUAAAGAUAAAUAAAAGAGGAAAAUAUA
Molecule: messenger RNA, 6435 nt
Organism: Patella vulgata (common limpet)
Lineage: Eukaryota; Metazoa; Mollusca; Gastropoda; Patellidae
Product: phosphatidylinositol-binding clathrin assembly protein LAP
Exons: 20
Coding region: 158-2206 (682 amino acids)
Biological process (GO): synaptic vesicle budding from presynaptic endocytic zone membrane; clathrin-dependent endocytosis; clathrin coat assembly
Cellular component (GO): clathrin-coated pit; extrinsic component of presynaptic endocytic zone membrane; clathrin-coated vesicle
Molecular function (GO): phosphatidylinositol-4,5-bisphosphate binding; clathrin heavy chain binding; 1-phosphatidylinositol binding
Source: RefSeq, a predicted model, not a curated record